Symbiodinium natans is the source of this 1416-nucleotide messenger RNA. The record is from the annotation of a GenBank genome assembly. NCBI's taxonomy places the organism in Eukaryota, Dinophyceae, Suessiales, Symbiodiniaceae.
AUGGCGAUCUCAGUUCAUGUUGCCUUGGCCAGCGGCCGUUCAACGACUUUGGAGGCCACCGAAGCGAUGCAGGUCCGGGAGCUCCGGGCGAUGGCCGAGGAGCGCUUCAAGGUUGGAAUUCGGAGUUUGGUGACCUCUAAGGGCGCAGCACUUCUUGGCUACGUGUGCUUGAGUGCAGCCGGCGUGCAGCAUGGGGAGACUCUCACUGCCACAGUUCGCAGCGCUUGCUUAGUCAAAGGCUCGGCUGCUUUGGGUGUGAUCCGUGGCGAUGGGUCUGUCGUGACUUGGGGCGAGAGCUGUGAUGGGGGCAACAGUGCUGCUGUCCAAGAUCAGUUGAAGGACGUGCGGCAGGUUGUCGGCAACAGCUCGGCAUUUGCCGCCAUCUGCGGCGAUGGCGAUGUGGUGGCCUGGGGACGGAAAAGUGAAGCUGGUGACUGUUCCGCGGUGCAAGAUCAGCUGCAGGGCGUCCGCAAGAUCGUCGCAGCCAACAGCGCCUUCGCUGCCAUCCGGAGAGAUGGGAGGGUCGUGACCUGGGGUGCGCCUGAGUGCGGCGGCGACAGCUCCGCAGUCCAAGGCCGACUCGUCGACGUCGCAGAUGUCGUUGCAACAAACUUUGCCUUCGCUGCCAUUCGCACUGAUGGCAGCGUAGUGACUUGGGGCCGACCUGAGAACGGCGGCGAGUGUGAGCCAAAGCAUGCAAAGCAGCUACACGACGUCCAGCGUAUUGGCUCUACGGCGCUCGCCUUCGCAGCGAUCCGAGGCGACAGGUCUGUUGUGACGUGGGGUAAGCCGGAAGGUGGAGGUGACUGCAGCGGCGUGCACGGUCUAAAGGAUGUGAUGCAAGUAUACGGGGCCGAUGCCGCCUUUGCAGCGCUCUUGGCCAAUGGGCGCGUUGUGACUUGGGGCAACGCUGAGAAGGGUGGGGACAGCUCGAGCGCUCAAGAUGAGCUCCAUGAUGUGCAGCACAUAGCGGCUUGCUGCGAGUCCUUUGCCGCCAUUCGUGCAGAUGGCCGCGUGGUGACCUGGGGGAAUGCUAGCCGUGGUGGGGACAGCAAUCGAGUCCAGGACCAGCUGCGAGACAUUGUGGAGAUAGACUCUACGCUGUAUGAGUUUGUAGCUUUGAGGGCUGACGGAGCUGUUGUGGUCUGGGGCGAGAAGGCAGAUCGUUAUCCAGUCCCGGAGAGGCUCAGAGAGGUCUGCCAAGUUGUUGCGUCGAGCUCAGCCUUCGCUGCUCUUCAGGCCGACGGCAGCGUGGUCACUUGGGGUUUGGGUCCACUUGGCGGUGAUAGCAGUAGGGUUUCGGAACAGCUACGCGAUGUCCGCAUGCUUCCCGAAGAGCCACCAAUAGGGGAUGGUGUUCCUGACGACAUUCACCAGCAGCUGAAGCGCAAGGCUGCUGAUGUCGAUGUUGCAUAG